AUGCAGUUCGUUCUCGGCAAGGGCACGGGGGCAGCGUCCGCCUGCCUUGCCCUCGCCUACGCAUGCCUCUCCGCAAGACGGGCUGAUGCCUUCGGGCUCGGCCUCAGGCCCAUCCCCUCGGCCGCGUCAUCGUUCAACCCGGGGGGCACGCUGCCACACACGGUCGACGUCGGAAGCAGUGGCGGGGGGGGCCGUGGAAUGAGCAUGUACUCGGCGUUCAAGAAGGGGGGGGGCAAGGGCAAGAAGAAGAAGGGAGGCGGGGGGAAGAAGAGUGCCGGGGGUAGGGGGGGCGGCGGCAAGGGCGCGGGGAGGGGAGGGGGGAGGGGUGAUGGCGGCCCUCCUUCGCCGACCGUCGAUACAUCCCGGAAGGACUUCGUGUACCAAAUGAACCGACUAUCCAAGUCUUUCGGCAAGGGGACCAGCAUCCGUCCGGUGCUCAAGGACGUGAGCCUUUCCUUCUACCCAGGGGCGAAGAUCGGAGUGCUGGGCUCCAACGGCUCCGGAAAGUCUACCCUGAUGAAGAUCAUGGCCGGGGUGGACACGGAGUUUCAGGGGGAAUCUCGCCUUUCGGACUGGGCGAAGGUGGGCUACCUGGAGCAGGAGCCUAAGCUGGAUGACGGGGACACGGUGUCGUCGAACAUCGAGGCCGCCGUCGUGCCCACCCGCACCCUGCUGAAGGAGUACGAACAGGUGUCCGCUGAAAUGUCGAGCGAGGGGGCUGACAUGGACAAGCUUUCGAAGGAGAUGGACCGUCUUCAGAACGCCAUCGAGGCGGCGAACGGCUGGGAGCUGGACCGCGUGCUGGAGAGAGCGAUGGACGCCUUGAGGUGCCCCGAUGGAGACGCCCUCGUGGACAACCUGUCAGGAGGAGAGAGGAGGCGUGUGGCUCUGUGCAAGCUGCUGCUGAGGCGUCCCGACCUGCUGUUGCUGGACGAGCCUACUAACCACCUGGAUGCAGAGAGUGUGGCGUGGAUGGAGGACUUCUUGAAGUCGUUCGGAGGCACCGUGGUGGCAAUCACGCACGACAGGUACUUCUUGGACAACGUGGCCGAGUACAUCCUCGAGCUGGACCGUGGGGAGGGCUUCCCUUUCAAGGGCAACUACAGCGGAUUCCUGGAGAAGAAAAUGGCCAGGCUUGAGCUGGACGCCAAGAUCGAUAAUAAGAGGAAGGCGUCUAUCAAGAAGGAGCUAGAGUGGGUGAGGACGAACCCGAAGGCUCGACAGGCCAAGUCCAAGGCUCGUCUAGCACGCUACGACAGCCUCAGCCAGGCGGACGAGGCUGCUGACGCCGCCGCGAGAGCAUCGUUAGAGAGCAUCUUCAUCCCCCCCGGCAACCCUCUCGGUACCAUCGUCGUCGAAGCGGAGGACCUCGGCAAGGCGAAGGGAAAACGUCUUCUCUACGAUGGGGUUAACUUCUGCCUUCCCAGGGGGGGUGUCGUAGGGAUCAUCGGUGCUAACGGAGUCGGGAAGUCGACGUUGCUCAACAUGAUCGCCGGUCUGGACACCCCGGACAUGGGAAAGCUAGUGGUGGGCGAGACCGUGGACGUGAUGUACGUCGACCAGAACAGGGAGGGUCUAGACGACCCCGAAUUGUCGGUGUUCGACGCCGUGACGGACGGGGCUGAUGAAAUUACGCUGGGGCCCCGCACAAUCAACAGUCGCGCCUACCUGUCUUGGUUCAACUUCAAGGGAGGGGACCAGCAGAAGAAGGUUAACCUGCUGUCUGGGGGAGAGCGGAACCGCCUCAACCUGGCUAGGACGCUCAAGCAGGGAGGGAACCUGCUUUUGCUCGACGAGCCGACCAACGACUUGGACGUGGACACACUAAGGGCGCUGGAAGACGCCAUCGAUGCUUACCCGGGGUGCGCGGUGAUCGUGAGCCACGACAGGUACUUCCUGGACAAGGUCGCGACGCACACGCUCGCCUUCGAGGACGACGGGGGCGUGGUGUGGUUCGAAGGCAGCUUCGCCGAGUAUGAGCAGGACCUCCGGAGACGGGCAGGGGGCAACGAGCCCAAGAGACCCAAGUUCAGGCCGCUUCCGGCCGUCUGA
This is a messenger RNA of Ectocarpus siliculosus, 2052 nucleotides long. The record is from the annotation of a GenBank genome assembly. Lineage: Eukaryota; Phaeophyceae; Ectocarpales; Ectocarpaceae.